Glycine soja is the source of this 1003-nucleotide messenger RNA. RefSeq lists its product as uncharacterized. The coding region runs from base 134 to 634 and encodes 166 amino acids. The record is from RefSeq and is a predicted model, not a curated record. The transcript has 2 exons. NCBI's taxonomy places the organism in Eukaryota, Viridiplantae, Streptophyta, Magnoliopsida, Fabales, Fabaceae.
AACCAAGAUGUUAAAUUUUAUAGGGUACUACUAAUUAAAGUCAGAGAAUUGAUAGCAAUUGUGUGUAAUGAAAAAUAAAUAAAGGGAAAGGGUAGUAGCGGCAUAUUAUUGCAAGGAAAAAUCCAACGUCAAAAUGGAAGACGACCCGUGGGAGCUCCGCAACGACGACGGCUUCGUCUUCAAGCGCAAGCGCCGCCGCAUCCACUCCCCCUCGCCGCCCUCCGUUCCCGACCAAGAGCCGGCGGAUACGCUCCUGAGAGAGCGGAAGAAACAAACCCUAUUGAAGCUCAAAUCUAAGUACGAGAAAGAGAUUCUUCUUUGGGAAACCUUGUUGAACACCUUGCGCUCAAUGCAACAACGCACCACUCAACAACAUCCCCAACCAAACCUAUCCCUAUCUCUUCCUUCUACUUCCUCGUCCUCCGAUUCCGCCGGUAGCUCCCUCCUCCACGACCUCCUAUUGCAGGUGGAGGCGCAGGAAGCAAUAAUUCGUGAUGUGUCAAAUUUAUGCGACAUAGCAGAAACAGUGUGCGUUAAGAGAGAAGAACAGCUUAAACAAACCUUGUUUGAUCUUCCAAUCUGGGCUUCGCCGCUCGAACUUAUGCAAGGGUUAUAUGAUGGUGUUGAUGAUUGAAGCUGCUACUGCAUUACAUACACUCUUGGUUAUGAAUGUGAAGAAGCAGAAAAGAAAAGAAAAAGGAUGGUCUUCACACUAGCAAUUUUAUUAUUUGUAAGUGUAACUCUGUAGUAGUGGCACGGUGAUGUCUUGUAGAUUAGGCAUUUGGGCAGAGUGGUAAAUAUCUUUAGAUUGAAUUGUUAUCGACUAUAUCGAAUGAAUGAUGAGCAUAAAUGAUGAAUUUAAAAGGUGGGGGAGGCUAAGAUGGAAUCCUGUGGUUUUGUAUAAAGUUCAUUAAUUUCUAGAAUCUAAUGCCAUUAUGUGAUUGAUUUCUUGCUGUUGCUUCUCUUUUUGAGUAUGAUAAGACACUAUUUUUGUUUAUCCUUA